This is a messenger RNA of Clupea harengus (Atlantic herring), 6155 nucleotides long. RefSeq names its product kinesin family member 1Ab (gene kif1ab). Gene Ontology annotation, biological process: microtubule-based movement. The record is from RefSeq and is a predicted model, not a curated record. The transcript is spliced from 48 exons. Gene Ontology annotation, molecular function: microtubule motor activity; ATP binding; microtubule binding. NCBI's taxonomy places the organism in Eukaryota, Metazoa, Chordata, Actinopteri, Clupeiformes, Clupeidae. Bases 283 to 5376 code for a protein of 1697 amino acids.
UGCGUACCAUGCCCCCCCUGGGUCUGUCAGCAAGGACGCUGGGAGCCAGGCACAGACACACACUCCAACUCUCUCACACACACGCACGCGCGCGCGCGCACAGAAACACAGACACGAGCACACAGGAGGGACCAGAGUGAAGCAGAGGAGCAAGGGAGCAGUGGUGAAGCGCAGGCCCCCAACAGAGAGCACCGACUGGGGAAGAGACCGCAGACAAGCCCAGGUUACAACCUAAAACUCACACACACACACAAACUCAUCGGACCCCCGCAGUGAGGCACGAUGGCGGGGGCGUCUGUGAAGGUUGCUGUGAGGGUGCGGCCCUUUAACUCCAGAGAGAUUGGCAAGGAUAGCAAGUGCAUCAUUCAGAUGUCAGGAAACACCACCACCAUCCUGAACCCCAAGCAGCCCAAAGAGAACAAGAGCUUCAACUUUGACUACUCCUACUGGUCACACACCUCGCCAGAGGACGAGAAAUUUGCGUCCCAGCUGCAGGUGUUUAAGGACAUUGGGGAGGAAAUGCUGCAGCAUGCGUUUGAAGGGUAUAACGUCUGCAUCUUCGCCUAUGGACAGACUGGCGCAGGGAAGUCGUACACCAUGAUGGGAAAACAAGAGAAGGAUCAGGAGGGCAUCAUACCACUGCUUUGUGAGGACCUCUUCACCAAAAUCAGUACUGGCAACAAUGCCAACGGCAUGUCCUACUCAGUAGAGGUGAGCUAUAUGGAGAUCUACUGUGAGCGCGUGCGGGACCUGCUGAACCCCAAAGUCAAGAGCAACCUGCGGGUGCGAGAGCACCCCCUCAUGGGACCCUACGUGGAGGACCUGUCCAAGCUGGCCGUCACCUCCUACACUGACAUCCAGGACCUCAUGGACUCAGGAAACAAAGCCCGAACGGUGGCGGCCACCAACAUGAACGAGACGAGCAGUCGCUCUCACGCCGUCUUCAACAUCAUCUUCACUCAGAAACGCCACGACGCAGAGACUGACAACACGUCAGAGAAGGUCAGUAAGAUCAGCCUCGUGGACCUGGCAGGGAGCGAGCGAGCAGACUCUACAGGAGCUAAAGGCACCAGACUCAAGGAAGGAGCGAACAUCAACAAGUCCCUCACCACACUGGGCAAGGUCAUCUCUGCUUUGGCUGAGGUUGAUACUGCACCUAAUAAGAACAAAAAGAAGAAGAAGGUGGAGAAUUUCAUUCCCUACAGAGACUCAGUGCUUACCUGGCUACUCAGGGAGAACCUGGGAGGUAACUCCCGCACUGCCAUGGUGGCUGCCCUAAGUCCUGCUGAUAUCAAUUAUGAUGAGACUCUUAGCACACUGAGGUAUGCUGACCGGGCGAAACAGAUCCGCUGUAACGCUGUGAUCAAUGAGGACCCUAACAACCGCCUGGUGCGUGAGCUGAAGGAAGAGGUGGCCCGCCUCAAAGAACUGCUCUACGCCCAAGGCCUGGGAGACAUCAUCGAGACCUAUCGGGGCCCUCCCUCUGCAAUUCCUCUGAAAUAUCUCAACAAGUACACGAACAAUGUGACUGGCCUCGAGGCCAUCAAUCAAAGGAAUGAUCUCUCCACAGUAACCAAUGCCAUGACAGGGAUGAGUCCGUCACCCACAAUGUCGGCCCUGUCCAGCCGCGCCGCGUCCGUCAACAACCUGCACGAGCGCCUGUUCAGCCCCGCCAGCGAGGAAGCCAUCGAGAGACUGAAGGAGACGGAGAAGAUCAUCGCUGAGCUGAAUGUGACCUGGGAGGAGAAACUGAGACGCACAGAGUCCAUCCGCAUGGAGAGAGAGGCACUCUUGGCUGAGAUGGGCGUUGCCAUACGGGAAGAUGGAGGCACAGUUGGCGUGUUCUCCCCUAAGAAGACGCCUCACCUGGUGAACCUGAAUGAGGAUCCGCUGAUGUCUGAAUGUCUUCUCUACUAUAUCAAAGAUGGCAUCACCAAGGUGGGUCGCGACGACGCUAAGACUCGUCAGGACAUCGUUCUGAGUGGUCACUUCAUCCGUGAAGAGCACUGCAUCUUCACUAGCACCACCAACCCCACAGGGGACACUCUGAUUGUCCUGGAGACGUGUGAGGGGGCAGAGACCUACGUCAACGGCAAGAGUGUCACUGCCCCUACCAUCCUCAGAUCAGGUAACCGCAUCAUCAUGGGGAAGAGCCACGUGUUUCGUUUCAACGACCCUGAGCAGGCGCGUCAGGAGCGCGAGCGCACGCCAUGCGCAGAGACACCCGUGGAGCCCUCGGAUUGGGCCUUCGCCCAGAGGGAGCUCCUGGACAAACAGGGCAUCGACAUGAAACAGGAGAUGGAGCAGAGACUACAGGAGCUUGAGGACCAGUACCGCAGAGAGAGAGAAGAGGCCAGCAACCUCCUGGAACAGCAGCGACUGGACUAUGAGAGUAAACUGGCGGCUCUGCAGAAGCAGGUGGACUCUCACUAUUGGCCAGAUGCCACUGAGGAGGAGGAGGAGCCAGAGGAGGAAGUACCAUGGACCAAGCGAGAUAGAGAGCUGGGUCUAUGGGCUUUCCGCAGGUGGAGGUGCUACCAGUUCACCUCUUUAAGAGACCAGCUCUGGGGCAACGCCAUCUUCCUCAAGGAAGCUAAUGCCAUUAGCGUGGAGCUGAAGAAAAAGGUCCAGUUCCAGUUUGUGCUGCUGACGGACACCCUGUACUCCCCUCUUCCCCCUGAUCUGCUGCCCCCGAGCCCCCCACAGGAGCGCGAGACACGCCCCUUCCCCCGCACCAUAGUCGCCGUGGAGGUGCAGGACCAGAAGAAUGGAGCUACACACUACUGGACCCUCGAGAAACUCAGGCAACGUUUGGAGCUGAUGCGAGAGAUGUAUGACCGUGCAGCAGAGUUGCCUAGUCCAGCUUUGGAGGACUGUGAGGCCGGCCUCAGUGGAGGAGACCCUUUCUACGACAGAUUCCCCUGGUUCCGUCUGGUGGGAAGGGCCUUUGUGUAUCUGAGUAACCUGCUGUACCCUGUGCCUCUGGUGCACCGCGUGGCCAUUGUCAGUGAGAAGGGCGAGGUCAAGGGCUUCCUCAGGGUGGCUGUGCAGGCCAUUGCAGCUGAUGAAGAGGCUCCAGACUACGGUUCCGGUGUACGUCAGUCAGGAACCGCAAAGAUUUCCUUUGAGGAUCAGCAGUUUGAGAAGUUCCAGAUGGAGGCGGGCACAGGGGGCGUGAGUCACUCUAGCACCUCUCAGGAGGAACUCCGCAUUGUCGAGGGAGAGGGCGGAGCUUCUGACACUGACGAAGUCAACAACAACACCUGCACAGAAUCACCUGAGACUCCCAGUAGCCCUCUGAAGGCUGGGUUAGAAGGCCCCCUUGAUGGUGGUCUAGAUAAGGCGCUGCAGCAGCAUCUGCGGCUGGGGUCAGAGUUCACCUUCAGGGUCACGGUCCUUCAGGCAUCGAGCAUCCCGGCAGAGUAUGCAGAUAUCUUCUGCCAGUUCAACUUCAUCCAUCGCCAUGAUGAGGCGUUCUCCACAGAACCCCUGAAGAACACAGGAAGAGGACCAGCUCUUGGGUUCUACCAUGUGCAGAAUAUCACUGUGGAGGUCACUAAGUCCUUCAUCGAGUACAUGCGGACGCAGCCCAUCGUGUUUGAGGUGUUUGGACACUACCAGAAGCAGCCCUUCCCCCUACUCUGCAAAGACCUCAUCAGUCCCUUGCGCCCCAGCAGGAGGCAGUACCCCAGGGUGAUGCCCUUAUCUAAACCAGUUCCUGCCACAAAGCUCAGCUCAGUCACGCCCCCUACAGCUGGCCCAUGUCACUGCAAAUAUGACCUCAUGGCUUUCUUUGAGAUCUGUGAGCUGGAGGCCAAUGGAGACUAUAUCCCUGCAGCAGUGGACCAUAGGGCAGGAAUGCCUUGCCAUGGUACAUUCUUGCUGCACCAGGGAAUUCAGAGGAGGAUUACAGUGACCAUCGCUCACGAGACAGGAAGUGAAAUCGAGUGGAAGGAAGUUCGGGAGCUGGUCAUUGGACGUAUCCGGAACAGCCCAGAGGCAGACGAGACCAUCAUCGACCCAAACAUUCUGUCACUCAACAUCCUGACUGCAGGAUACCUGCGGCCAGCUUAUGACGACAGAGUGUCACUGGGGAUUGACCAUAGAACGUUCUAUCGUUUUGAGGCAGCGUGGGAUAGCUCCAUGCACAACUCCCUCCUCCUCAACCGUGUGACUCCCUAUGGAGAGAAGAUCUACAUCACACUGUCAGCAUACCUCCAGAUUGAGAACUGCACCCAACCCACUGUCAUCACUAAAGACCUCUGCAUGGUGUUCUACUCCAGAGAAACCAAACUGCCCGCCUCACGUUCCAUACGGAACCUCUUCAGCACUGGAUCACUCCGACCCACUGAGGGUAGUCGUGUCACUGGUGUGUAUGAACUCAGCUUGUGCCACCUGGCUGACGCUGGAAGUCCAGGUAUGCAGCGGCGGCGGAGGCGUGUGUUGGACACGUCAGUGGCCUAUGUGAGGGGGGAAGAGAAUCUUGCUGGGUGGAGACCUCGCAGUGACAGCCUCAUCCUGGACCACCAAUGGGAGCUGGAGAAACUCAGCCUGCUGCAGGAGGUGGAGAGGACUCGCCACUACCUGCUCCUGCGGGAGAAGCUUGAGAGUGUGUUGGCACAGGAGGGUGUGUUUGGCGGAGGGGAGAUAAUCGAGAGCCCCCUGACGCCACACACACCAAACCUUCCAUACACACCCAUUCUGGCCCUGCCCAACGACAGGCAGAAGGAGCUCACUCUCAAGUGUCUGCGUCUCCUUAUGCACACCUUCAACCGCCAGUACAGCCAGGUGAGCGUCAGCGCCAGUGAGAGCAAGCUCUCUGCGUUGCUAAGGGACUCCUCUUCCUCGGCUCUGAGCUCUCUGACCCCCUCCUCCACCUGCCCCUCCUUACUGGACAGUCACUAUGGCAACACUGACUUCAGGUGUGACUCUGGGGCAUCCAGUCCUGAUCUGGACCCAUUUAGCCCAGAUGAUAGGAAAACCAAACUCACCUUCAUCCCCAACAUCCAGGAGAUACGUGUCAGUCCCAUCGUGUCUAAGAAGGGCUACCUGCACUUCCUGGAACCCCAGGCAAGCGGGUGGCAGCGGCGCUUUGUGGUGGUGAGGCGUCCGUACGUGUACCUGUACCGCAGCGAGCGAGACAGCGUGGAGAGGGCCGUCAUCAACCUGUCCAACGCACAGGUGGAGUACAGCGAAGACCAGAGGACCAUGCUGAGGACUCCAAACACGUUCGCCGUGUGUACGGAGCACAGGGGUAUUCUGGUUCAGGCCACCAAUGAUAAGGAGAUGCAUGACUGGCUCUACGCCUUCAACCCUCUACUGGCAGGGACCAUCAGGUCCAAACUCUCCAGGAGGAAGUCUCAGACCAGCAUGUGAAGGCAUCUUGGGAACUGCCCAACCCCCCGCCCCCCGCCUCCCCCCGCCCCAACCCGCAGACCCAUCAAGGAAUAAGAAAGGAUAAGCUGAAGAACCCAGAAAACCCUUGAGAUCUCUAUACAACCCUGAGAACGCUCUAGAACCCAGAUAACUCUAUAAAACACACACAGCAGAGCAACCCUGUAGAAAAAAAACAACUGAAGAUUAUACCUUAUAAUGUACAGUACUUAGAGCAAGUCAGAUGUAGCACACACACAAACACUCAAACAUAUACACACGCACACACACACACACACACACACAGAGGUAAACAACACUAAAUGUGCUUGCCUAAAGUAGUGUUUUCAGUCCCUGCUCAAACGCCUAAAUGUUUCUGUGUGCGUGUGUGUGUGUGUGUGUGUGUGUGUGUGUGUGUGUGUGUGUGUGUGUGUGUGUGUGUGUAUUGACCUUUUUAUAAUUUCUCCAAUCGCCCCUAGACAGAGAUACCCAACAGAAACUGUAGUGCUGUGCUGUUUAAUGUGUGUUUGCAUGUGUUCCUGUUCAAUUGGUUCUAUUGGCUUAUUCUUUCACUCCAUGCUUCCUUAAAUAUGUUUGUUUAUAUGUUGUAGUGAAGUAACUUGUUUCUCAUUCAUUUUGAGGAAGGUUUUGUACUUAUAUUUAUUUCAUCAUUUGAUCACAUGGCACUUUUAAACUUUAAGUUUGCUCAUUCAACCCAGAGCUGUGUGUGUGUGUGUGUGUGUGUGUGUGUGUGUGUGUGUGUGUGUGUGUGUGUGUGUGUG